Molecule: messenger RNA, 2719 nt
Organism: Biomphalaria glabrata
Lineage: Eukaryota; Metazoa; Mollusca; Gastropoda; Planorbidae
Product: histidine protein methyltransferase 1 homolog
Exons: 9
Coding region: 155-1057 (300 amino acids)
Biological process (GO): peptidyl-histidine methylation, to form tele-methylhistidine
Molecular function (GO): protein-L-histidine N-tele-methyltransferase activity
Source: RefSeq, a predicted model, not a curated record
UCAUUGAACUCAUUGUCGAUUAAUCGACUAGUAUAGUAAUAGACUGACAGUUAUAUAUAACAUAGACUCUAGAUCUGCUUACACACUGUUAGUUACACUGUGCUACAGAAGCUGAGAAACUGAAAGCCCAUCUAUGCUACACUACACUUAAAAAAUGUCUUUUAUGUUUAAUUUCAAUGCUCACGAUGAUGAAGGAGAGCAUACCAACAAUAAAUUCAACAAUGCUUCAGUAGAUGUCAGCAAAGAUACAAAAGAAACUAAAGACCAAAAAUUAAUAUCUUUGCCUGCUGUGGAAGUAACAGAUUUUUACAACAGUAGUGUUAUUUCCAAGUUACCUUUUAAAACUCUUACUUUUGGGGAGCAUUUUUUCCAAAUCGUAAACACCAAAUGUAUAGAGAAGGAAUUGCUGAAUCAAGAAGAUGCCAUCCAGUCAUCUAAGACAGUUUUAGAUGCUAUCAAUGCUCAUUCUGACCUUGUGCCUGGAACUUAUGAAGGUGGUCUCAAGAUAUGGGAGUGUGGCAUUGAUUUAGUGAAAUAUUUAUCAUCUUCUGAGUCUAGACACAUUUUGGAGGUUAAAGGAAAAGUUGUUUUAGAGCUUGGUUGUGGUGCUGGAUUACCAGGGCUGUACAGCUUAAAGGCUGGUGCAAAAAGAGUGGAUUUUCAAGAUUAUAAUAUAGAUGUCUUAAAACUACUAACUCAACCCAAUGUGGUAAGAAAUAGUACAGAACAGCAUUGUCGCUAUUUCGCUGGUGACUGGAGCGGUUUAAACAAGAUAGCAACAGAACAUAAACUCAGGUAUGAUGUUAUAUUAACUGCAGAAACAAUCUACAAUCCUGAGAAUUAUUCCAAACUUCAUGACAUAUUUAGCACGUCCCUUACUGAUGAUGGCGUAAUCUUGGUCGCAGCUAAAACAUAUUAUUUUGGAGUUGGUGGUAGUUUAGACACAUUUGUGAAUUAUGUGAGAAGCUGUAAUGUAUUCACAGUAGAUACAAUAGUUACUAUACAAGAAGGUGUUCCUCGACAAAUAAUUUCAUUGAAACGAGUUUGCGCAAGUUGAUGCCCUUAUGAAAAUAUUGAAGUGUUCAUCAUAAAUUAUGUUUUCUGUUGUGAUGGUAAUAAAAAGCAAACAAAAAUUGGAAGCAUUUUAGUGUUAAAAAGGUCAACACUUUAUUCAUAUAUUCCUUGUAAUUUUUUUUUUAAAACUUUUAAUGUUACAAAUAACAAAACUUUUUUUUUUUACAACCAAGUUUCCUAUACAAUAUUUAAAUUAGAAAAACACAAGUAUUCAUUAUGAAAAAAGAUACAACAAAAUCAAGAAUGCAGUACAAUUACAUUGACAGUGCCGCAGUAUCACAAAAGUUUUUUUGCUCAGUUUUACUGUUAUCACUUUCAAACUCUUAAAAAAAUACUUUGUUCUCAUGAACUUAUAAGACAACAUAUAUGUUGGCUACAUCAUCAAAGUAGAAAUUUAUUAUAGCUGUCACAAGUUUGUGUAUAAAUAUUUUUACAACUUGACUGAAUCCACUUUGACUACAGUACAUUCAAAAUGUAACACCAGGUAUAACAUUUUAUGUAUCUCUGAGAUUAUAAUUUUAUUUUUUAAGAAGAGUUAUUAGUUUGAUGGCCAAUGUGUUUGUAUGUUGCAAUGGAAUGGAAAAUAAUUCUUAUUAUUAUUUCCAGUAAGUAUGUUUUUCUCUUAACAAUAUAAGUGUUACAAUUAUUUGUUCAUCAUCAAUCAUUCAAUUCAGCUGAAAGUUUGUUACAUUAAAAGGCAAUAAGGGCUCAAUCUUGUUUUGAUUUUCACAUCUAAAAUUGAGGAAAAAAAAACAACUAAAUAGUCUAAAAUACUAAAUAAUAUACAAAAAGUAGAUGCUGAUACAUUUAAAACACUAUUCUAUGUGAAAACUGUAGACCAUGUAUGUACUAAGCUCAUAUUAACAGUGGUCAGAGAAGUAACUUACACACAUUUACUAUACCUUCAUUUAUUGAUACAGUCUCUAUGGCUUUAAAAAAAAUAGUUAUACAUUUACAUUUGUAAUUUUCUAUUUAGCUAACUUUUCCAUGCCACAUUCUAUCAAGCCAAACAUAUCAGUUGUAAAUUAAUUAUAUUUUGAUGUUAUACCUUUGGUCUUUUUAAAUAAGAGAAGCCAUCAUCCAACAUAAAAAUGGAAAUGAGUGGUGUUCUUCUGUACAUAUUACUGCAAACAUAAAAUGAAGGUAGAAUUGCUUACGAUCAAUAAAAGUAAUAAUGUCUUCAUUCAUUCUUAUGGAAUUCUUGAAUUAUUUAUCUGUAUAUUUCACUGAAAUGAGCAAAAAAAGCAUAUGGUUUUUCUUAGGGUGUGAUUCUUGGAAAUUAAUUUUUAAAAAUAUAUUUACAGUUACAAAAGAUAUUUUGAAAUGGUAAUUAGUAUUAAAAAGUAUUUAAAAAAUAAAAUAACACAUAAAAUGGGGAAAUGAUGAGUAGAUAAAAAAAAAAGGGGGGGGGUGGAGAUAAUGAUUUGACAUACAAAUUGUGAAGGAAUGUAAGAGAGGGGUAAGUAUUGUGGAUGUCUAGCAAUGUACAAAAAUUGACACAUGUUUCAUAACACAUAUGUAAGGUAUAAUAAGAAAUACUUGUGUGCUCGUGCACACAUAAAUUAGGUACAGAUAUUGCACUUUCUGAAUAACAAUGCUGAAACAUUUGUCCUGUUCAUAUGUUUAAUAAACAUGAUAUGCAUGA